Molecule: messenger RNA, 5910 nt
Organism: Xiphophorus maculatus (southern platyfish)
Lineage: Eukaryota; Metazoa; Chordata; Actinopteri; Cyprinodontiformes; Poeciliidae
Product: KIAA0586 ortholog
Exons: 26
Coding region: 296-4453 (1385 amino acids)
Biological process (GO): smoothened signaling pathway
Cellular component (GO): ciliary basal body; centriole
Source: RefSeq, a predicted model, not a curated record
ACUCAGUAGACAAAGAAGAGGUGGGGGAAAAAAAGCGGAAGUUAAAAGUAGAGUUUCCCUAACAGCGAUGGAUGCAUCGCCUCCUAACUUUGUUCGAUUAUUUUACACUUCAGCUGUUUUAGUAGGCGCUCUUCGCGUUCUGUUCCUGUGCAGUUAGCUUCCAUUCUCUGGUUUGUUUCCGUCCAGCUCCUUCUCCAAGCAGAAAGUCCACAAGCGGGAAAUUUGAAAUGUGUUCGCAGAGACUUGCUAAACUAAACUAUCCCAUCAAAGCUUCAAUACAUUAGCUGCUGCCUGCAUGUUGUCUCCGGCUCCCUCUGACUCAACCGCUUUCAGUCCGGGUCAGUCGUCGUGCAGUUCGGACACCGGGGAGGUUUUAAUCCGUUCCACUCGCAUUGUUCUCCCGGAGCGCAGGCUGGAAGCCAGUGAGAUACCCCAAUCCGUUCAAAUAACAGUCCAGAAGCUGGGGGAGCCUGUGCGCGUCCAGUCCCAUCGGGCCAAGGAAACGCAGAGGCCGCGGAAUCCCGGACACAAACCGGAGGCUGUUGACCCAGCUCGGGUAGCAAAGGAUUCCCAAACCGGACCCCUGGCUCCGUCAUCCUCCUCGGGUCAGGAGCUUCAGACAUCAUGCUUCAAGGCCGGGGGGCGAGGAGUGGUGCUGGGAGCGCUGAGACAACGAUCUGUCCCUCUGCCCAGUUGCCACAGCAACCACCACAAGAGGGAAGUCAGCGUCCAGCUACUGCGGCCAAGGUCGACUCAGAACACAUCAAACGGUUGGAACAGCCCUGAUCAGAGCGCUGACGAUGCAGCGAGCGUGUCGGGUUUUCAGACCGAGGCGUCAUCUGGUCGCCUGGGAGACAUCAGCAAAACUGCAGCAGCUGCUGCAGCCGCAGCUGUGGCUGCAACCGCUCCUCUCAUCAAGGCCCAGUCAGACAUUGAAGCUCGAAUGUCUCAGUUGUCUGAAGGCAUCCAGAAGCUGCUGCACACAGACAGGGAGGAUGACGGCCGGAGACGGAGUCUGAGUCAACACACACUGCAUCGCCUGGAGACGCUGCAGAGCCAGCAGCUGCAGCUGCAGAGCCAGCUGCUGGAGUCAGCCAUCAAGAUAGUCACGGGUCAGGAUUCCAUCGCCUCAGACUCCAAAGCCAAAGUCAAAGACCAGAAGCCAAGCUCGUCAGGAACCGGAGGGCCUGCUAUUGCCCCUGCUGUCAUACCAACGGAUGCAGUUGCCAUGGAAACAUGCCACUGUGACUCCAGGCCAGAGCAAUCCAGGAGCAACCUGCAUCUCCAGCAACGUCCAGCUGAUCCUGUGGCUGAAAGCGUUCAUCUUCAGUCUUUAGCAAAUGACACUCAGGAAGCGGUAAGGAGAGCCAGUGAUAUGCUAAAGCAGAUGGAGUGUCUGAAGACAGAGAUAAAGAUGCUGCUGACUCAGCAAGAAGAUUCCCCAGGCUGCCUCCAGACCCAACAAAGCCAACCUGAGUCCCAACAGAGCAGAUCCAAGCCAAAGGAAGUCCAGGUUGAGUUCCAUGAAAACCAGCUCUACCAGUCAAACUCUGAUCAACACCAGACCCGGCCAAGCAGUCUUCAACCAACUGACCCUCAAAACACUCACCCCCCUUUUCAGGCUUCCCUUGUCCCACACAGACAGUCACAGGAGAACACGGGUCCACAACUGCAGUCCCAACGUAAUCAGCCCCCUUCUCAGAACCUGAUGCCCAUUACCACAUCGCCCCAAGCUGGUCCCUUAUUAACUCACCACAGCCUUGCCCAGGAAUUCCAGGGUCCAUCUAGCCAGAGUCUUCAAGCCCAUUCCCAUCAGUCCCAGUUUUCACUGCUCCAAAGGAGACCUGGUGGCUCCUCUACGCUGGAGGAGGCGGGCCAGGUUCUCCGUCAGGCUCGGAGACGGAAGAAAGUUCUGGAGAACAACCUGGACGCUCUGCUGAAGGCCAAGAACGGAGAAAUCCUACACUGCCAACUGGAAGCCUUGGCUGCUAACAGAGACCUAACUGAAGAGGUGCGGAUAAAGAAGACAGUGGAUGCCUGGAUCAACGCUUUGACCAGAGACGUCCAGACUCAGGGUCAUCCUCCCCCUCCUCCCGGUGCCAUGCCUCCUCUAGAUGCCAGUCAUUGCAGAGCAACAAAUGCAACAAAGCCACAGCAGAGGGCUGCAGGCAGGGGCAAGCCAGUGAGCAUGCCCAGAGGAACGAGUAAUCAGCCAGUGAUGGGAAGAGGAGGCAGAGGCCAGACUGCUGGACACAGAAUGGAGGCAGAGCCUGCUGGAGUCUCAGGUAACCUGAUGGGCAGCCAGCAAAACGACAUGGAUGGAGAGCUUUAUCUGACUCGUCUGUACGGCAGACUCCCUCACGAAGGUCUCAGGCGAACCCUGAAGAAGAGCCCAUACCCUCGUUUUAGCUCUCCUGUGUCUCCUCUCGGCAAGAAACAGCACCCUCGACUGGUGGAAAGCAUCAGAGGUGUAAGGCUGAAGUCCUGUAAGACUCAGACCAGUUUCGCUCCAGUCCUCAGUUUGUCAGCGGGACAAGCUUCCCAACACUCCCACUUAUCCUUACACCACUCUGCUCGACCUGUGGUGAACAGUGCAGAGCGCUCCACUGCUGCCAGGGCAAUCCCACUGCGUCUUCCCAGGUGUGAGCGUGUUCAGGACAGAGCAUCAGUACUUCCUGUUCCUCUGUCAGGGAGCAAGGCCAACGUGAACGAUGGAGCCAACAACCACCAGAAGCAGCAGGUGGUUCCAGAAAAGCCUCCAUCUUCUCCAUCACGCGUCACUGAGAUCAAAGCAGCAGAGCCUCUAAAAGAUGACGAGGAUGAAGAAAACAGCUUCCCUGGAAAUAACUUUCUCUCUGUCACUGAUGUCCACCAGAAGCAGCAGGUGGUUCCAGAAAAGCCUCCAUCUUCUCCAUCACGCGUCAUUGAGAUCAAAGCAGCAGAGCCUCUAAAAGAUGACGAGGAUGAAGAAAACAGCUUCCCGGGAAAUAACUUUCUCUCUGUCACUGAUGUCCACCAGGAGGAGAACAGUGAUGUGGGCGAGGAGGUGGUGGUCCUGGAGGGAGGCCCCCCCCCGGCUCCAGUGUGGUACCACAGCCCGGCCUUCCCGCCUGAAGCCCCCUCCUCUCGCCGUGCUGAGAUUGUGACCCCUGUUGCGGGCCGUGGCCGGACGCAGGAUAUCCUGGAGAACCGGCUGGUGGAGUGGGUGGAGCAGCAGCUGAUGUCCAGGAUGAUAGCUGAUAUGUAUCGCCCUGCCCCACCUGACCCUGCCCAGAAUGACUCCACUGACCAAUCAGAGCUUGAGGAGCAGAGUUUUACCUCAGAUAUUGUGGAAGCAGCAGGAGGUGGAGGUCUGCAGCUCUUUGUAGACGCCAACGUCUCGGUGGAUUCGGCCUUGAUCAGGCAGCUGGUGAACGAGGUUCUGACUGAAACCGUGGCCCAGAUGCUGUCCCAGACCAGUGCAGUGGCUACAGCUCCAGAACCACGACCGGAAGCACCAGAGUCAGAAGAUAAGGAGGACAAAGUGGCUCCACUGGUCCCGACACCAGUCCCAUCACCUCCACCCAGCAGGCCCCAGCUCAGCAGAGACUCCACCCCAGCAGCCACUCCUCUUCCAUCUAAACCAUCCAGCCCAGUUCCUCAGGACUCUCCUCAGCCAGUCACAGCUCCAGAGCCUGUAGCUACGCCGGCUGCCACACCAGAACCCCGACUGCCCGACAUAAGCUCCUCUGCUGCUCAUCAAGCCCCGCCCCCAGCCUCACAGGGGAACCCACAACUUUCACUGGACGAGCUGGAAGAGCUGGAGUCACAGGAACACCCUCUGCCACUGUCUGUAGCAGAGGAGGAGCCGGCGGUCAGCAGCCCCGCUCCUGUUCAGUCCCAGCCUCCUCGGGCAGAACCCAGUCCUGCUCCUCCUCCCAGUCAUCUGGAAACCAGUAGCUCCAGCAGCAGCAGUUCCAGCAGCAGCAGCAGCGCUGUAACUGCAGAGACCGAAGCUGCACUCAAACACAUCUCAGAGGGAGAGUUACUCAUCAGCGUCAACCAGCUGGCCCCUCUGACAGAAGAGGAGGAAGUCUGUAGCUUCUCCAGCUCGCUGCAUGAGGUGGAAGACAUGGCCUUUGACUCGUCCACUGUAGAACCGGUUGGAGGUCGUAGCAUUCUGCUGAGUCUGUUGACCAAGAUGGAUCAGGGAGUCACUCACAGAGGACAGAGGCCACAGCCUGAGGGCUCCUGGGGGAGGGAGGAGAUGGAGGACGAGGUGAGUGUGGGGGAGGUGAGAGACUGCGGGCCGCCAAAAUCUCAGAACCAGACCAGAGACCCGACGGGACUGGAUCAGAGCUCAGCCUGCGGACAGAUCAGCCAGCCUGCAGUCUCUGGUUUCCAUGGAAGCAUGUCUGAUCUCACACCUACCAGCUCAGCGCUUCUGCCAUUUUCUACCAGCAUUAUUCUUUAGGCAGUCAGUCAGCUUGAUGUGUUUGUGUGGGGGGGGGGUGUAUGUGUUUCUUUGCAGAAGCUUGUAUAGGUUACUGUAUCCCUGUAUGUUUGUAUUUUAUGAUGAUAAUCACAGAGUCCUGUUGCAUAGCAACAGUUUCUGCUGGACUAAAUACUAAAACCUAUAAGAACCAGGUAAAAGACAGAUAGUUUUUCCUUUGGCCUUUUAACAUGUUCUUCAUAAAAUUGAGUCCAACUACUGCAGGGCUUUACUGUUGCUAUGUUGCCAUGGAGACUCUGAGAGUAAGCAGAAGAAGACUCAAACAAACGAAUGAAUAGAUUUUUCCUUUAUUGAGCUGCUGUCUGUGAACUCCGCAGUGUCGUCUCUCCAGCGUUUGGUCCAGCUCUGCCAUCAGGUGUCGUUUUUAAAGACGUGGAUGUUACCUGUGCAGAUGUGUGUGUUUCUGCCCCUGUGGCUGUGCAGGCCGGCGCUGAAGCACACUGAGCCCUGUGUUCCAGAGGCCUUAGCUUUACUCUCUGCACACUCUAUCCAUUCACUGCCCAACUCGGUUUCCGUUCUACUUAUGGAGCCUGUGAAAGGGCCCGUCUUCAUUUCCCCGGUUCCCGCUGCUGCUGCCAGCCCAGAACACGCGUUCCCUCCCUCCACACACUCAGAGCCCACCCAGCUCGGCCUUCAGAGUCCUGAUCCCGUACAGCAGUUUGUUAACAGCUUCCUGGUAAAGUCUUCUCCAAAAUUCCCUGGCAGGAUUGUUUUAAUUCAGCAAGCAUGGACUUUCUAACAUGUUCGGCCUGUUUGAAGUCCUUUCACAGAUUUGAGUCCAGACUUUAAAGCUGUAGUAUAUAACUUUUAUAUAUGUAAAACAUAGCACAUUUCAGCAACAAGGCAGUUAAAAAAAACAUCAUAAACAUGUCAUACAAUCAACAGUUGAGAAAAGCUGUAACAGACAUUACAUUUUGUCAAGUGCCAUCAUUGAAAUCAUCAGUGCACAUCAAAUGUGUUGGUUAAUAUUCCAUUUAUUAUGGUUGAAAAGCAGCUCUAACCAGGGGGGGUUUUAACCUGGUCUUAAAAGCACUCAGUGUUUCAGCUAUUUUUCAGUUUUCUGGAAAUUUGUUCUGCUGCUUUUCCAUGUUUGGUUCUACUUCUGGAUGGAGACCAGAACCAGAAGAUCUGAGAGGUUCUGGAAGGUUGAUGCAACAACAGCAGAUCUUUAAGCCGUUCAGUGAAAAUCUAACUGAUGUUAGUUUUAUAACAUCAGUUUACAGUCUAUUCUCUCAGUGAAGGACUUUAGAACUGUACUAAUAUGCUCGAUCUUCCUGGUUUCAGUCAGAACACCAGCAGCAGCUUUCUGGAUCAGCUGCAGCUGGAAGAUUGAUCUGUUAGGUUAAUGUGUGAAGACACUGUUGCAGUAAUCGAUGCGACUAAAGAUAAACACGUGGAUGAGUUUCUCUGGAUCUUGC